AUUCCAAACCAAAAAUCAAAACAAGGGUGUUAAUCUGUUCAGCAAAGCUCCCUUUUGUAAAAUUUUAUACAGAUAUAUGUGAAGUUAGUAUGGAUUUUCCAAUUAUAUAAUAAUCCAUGUAACGAGAACUAAUUUAUAAAUGUAUACUUGUAUCAUACUUGUGUAUUAAAUUGUAAAAUUUUAGGUAGGUACAUGUUUCAUGUACAUACAUACAUUAUAACGAAAAAAUAUUCAAGUUUUACGUUGGUUGAUAAGAUUAAGUAUAAAUAGACGAGAUAAAUAUUUGCGUCGAACUAAAAGGGUGUCGUUUUUUAUUUAUCGCGCAGUAUCAAAGUACAAAUUCGACAAAGGUCAUAUGACAAUGCAGUUGAAAACAAAAAUAUUAAAAACUUUAAUAUUAGGCGCUCCUGCAUCGGGGAAGGGGACAAUAUCCUCCAGAAUAGUGAAGAAAUAUGGAUUUGAACAUGUUUCUAGCGGGGACAAAUUGCGAGACCAUAUUGUGAAACAAACUGAACUAGGAAAAGAUGUUAAAGGUUACUUAGACAAUGGACGGCUGGUUCCUGAUGAGGUGAUGAUUAAAUUUAUGGAGUCAGAACUUAAGAAAGUUGAAAACAGGUCAUGGCUUCUGGAUGGAUUUCCGAGAACAGUGGCUCAAGCUAAUGCAUUAUGGAAAGUGCAGCCUGUAGACAUAGUCCUCAAUCUGGUUGUGCCCUUUGAUGUGAUUAUUGACAGGGUUAAGAAUAGAUGGGUUCAUUUGGCAUCUGGUCGAGUCUACAAUAUCGGCUUUAACACACCUAAAGUGAUGGGCAAAGAUGAUGUGACUGGAGAAGAUUUGAUACAAAGGCCAGAUGACAAACCAGAUGCUGUUAAGAAACGCUUGGAAAUUUAUGAGAAUAUGACUAAACCUGUUAUAGACUUUUAUAAGACAAAAGGAAUUAUUAAAGAUUUUGAAGGUAAGACAUCAGAUGAAAUAUGGCCUAUGAUAGUUGAAUAUUUAGAUCCACUAGUAAAACAGUGAUAAAAGCGAUAAUUUGCACAAGAAAUGACUGACAAUAUUAUAAUGUUCUUUUAAAUGAAUAUGAGCCAUGAAAUAUUUUUCAAUAAUUUUUAGAACUUUUACUUUGUUAUUUAUGUAUUCAAUUAAUGUCUUCCAAUAAGUAUAACAAAUAAGUCAAACUUAAGUAUCAAAUAUAAGUGUACUUACUGAUAAUAAUUAGAUCCUAGUCAUUUUAUUAAUAUUUCAGCUUUUGUUUGGUAGCACAAAUUUUGACUUUAUAUUAUGAUUACAGUAAUAUAUUUAUCUGUAUAGAUUUAUUAAGAUUUUACUUUCGGGAGAAGGGUGCAAUGAAAGUGAACCAACCAAUAGUACAUACAAUAAUCUUUUUGCUUUAUUAUAAACAAGAUUGUCUUUAGGGUUCAUAAACCACACACCACUUCCGGGCCAUGCUCAUGUG
Messenger RNA from Zerene cesonia (dogface butterfly), 1454 nucleotides. Its product is annotated as GTP:AMP phosphotransferase AK3, mitochondrial-like. Bases 356 to 1018 code for a protein of 220 amino acids. The record is from RefSeq and is a predicted model, not a curated record. Lineage: Eukaryota; Metazoa; Arthropoda; Insecta; Lepidoptera; Pieridae. Gene Ontology annotation, biological process: nucleobase-containing compound metabolic process. Gene Ontology annotation, cellular component: cytoplasm; mitochondrion. Gene Ontology annotation, molecular function: AMP kinase activity; ATP binding. The transcript has a single exon.